AUGAAGUGUCUCCUCGUCGCCGUCGUCGCUCUGUGCGGCGUUGUAUCCAGCAUGCCCUACAACAACAACUUUGGCGCUGUCGGACAGGUCGGACACAUUGCGGCGGGUCUCAACGACUACGGCAAGGGACAAUAUGGAGGCGCCGAGGGUCUUCGUCGUUACGGAAGCUACAACAAAGCGGCCAAUGCCGCCAGCAAAGCCGCCGACAACUACGCCGCCCACGGUAACGACUACCACAAGGCUGCUGACCAUGCCAGCGCAAAGGGAGACGCCGCCUCCAACUACUACGGCCACAAGAACGCCGCUCACGCUGACAAAGCCUCCGGUGCUGCUGCUCUGGCCAACAAAGCCAACUACCACGAUGCUGCUGCCACAAAGUACGCAAGGAAGGACGAUGCCUCCAAAGCUGCUGCCAACAACGACUACGCCAACAACAACUACUACAGAAAGGGGAACGUCUAUAACACCGGAGUCCACUACGGCUUCGACAAGAAGUAUAACAAGAACGCCGAUGAGGGCGGUGACUACGAAAUUCUUGAUGACAGCUCUUCCCACAACCUCGACGAAUACCGUGACAAGAACGCGGCCUACAGCGCUGCCAACAGAGACCACGCCGCCAACAAAUAUGCUGCUGAUCGAUCUCAUGCUCUGAAAGACAGCAAGUACGGUAAGGACGCCAGCAAGGCUCAAUACGGUAACGGUAAAUACGGCUCUGCUGCUAGUCAGGCUGCCAAGAACGGUGCUGCCAACCACGGUUACGACGGCAAACUUAACGAAGCUGCCGGAAGCAACAAAUACUACGCCAACGCCCACGAUGCUGCCGUCAACAAACAUGACGAGUUCGCCGGCAAGAACGCCUACUACAACAGAAAGAACGCCGCCAAUGCAGCUGCACAGGCCGCCAACAACAUCGCCGGAUAUGGAGGUCUCGCCCAUGGUGUAUCUGGAGGUCUUCUCGGCAAAGGAGUAGGAUACGGCAAGGGCUACGGUAACCAGUACGGCCACGGAUACAACAAUGGCUACCUCGGACAUGAUGCACACAACAACAAAUAUUACGAUGCUGCCGCCCACGGUCAACACGCUAACCACUAUGAUGGUGCUGCCAAUGCCGCCCUCGCCAAAACCGGAGGAUACGGAUCUAAACUGGGUGAUUCCAGCCGAAGCAAGGCUGGUGCCGCCUAUCACAGAGACGGCUACAACAACGCUCACGCCAACGACUACUACAAGUCUGGAGCUGCAGCUGCCAACAACAACGCCUACAGAUACAAUAAGGACGGUGCCGCUGCCAACAACCAUGGCUUCAGUCACGCCGGUGCCGACGCUGCCAGUCUCUAUGACAACAAAGCCGCCGCUCACGACAAUGCCAAAUCUGCCUACGCCAAAGACGACUACAGACCCGGCGGCAACAACUACGAGCGUCUCAACUACGACAAGAAGGACUACAGGGACAACUUUGGACAGAACGCCAAUGCCGCUCAUGCCAACGCAAAGAAAUACUCUCAGAACCUGUACAAGAACGCUGCCAAUGCCGCCGCCCAUAACAACGACAAAUAUGCUGCCAACCACGCCAACAAAGCCUCCAACUACUACGAUGCUGCUGAUGCUGCCAACGGAAACGCCGCAAAGAAAUCCAACUACUACAACAAAAACGCCGCUGCCUCUGCCAGUGCUGCCAACGCUGCCGCCAAGUCUCUUCAUGACAACCACAACAACGCCGCUGCUGCCAACGCCAAGAGCCUCAACAACUACGCCCACAACCAGUACGGCAACAACGGUCACGCUUUCAACGUCGCCCACGGUGCUGCUGUCAACCAUGCCGGUGCCGCCCACAACACCCCAGCUACGGUUACGGCGUCGGACACGGACUUGGAGGAGCUGGCCGUGGAGUUGUCGGCCUUGGUCACGGCGUCAGUGGUUACGGUAAUGGGCUCGGCAGAGGAGUUGUCGGCCUUGGAAAUGGCGUUGGUGGAUUCGGUAACGGAGUUGUCGGACUUGGUAGAGGCUUUGGCCCUGGUCAAAGUUAUAGAGGUUAUAACCAGUACCCUUACUACGGACAAGCUUGGCCACGUUGCCUCGGGUCUCAACGACUACGGCAAGGGACAAUAUGGAGGCGCCGAGGGUCUUCGUCGUUACGGAAGCUACAACAAAGCGGCCAAUGCCGCCAGCAAAGCCGCCGACAACUACGCCGCCCACGGUAACAACUACCACAAGGCUGCUGACCAUGCCAGCGCAAAGGGAGACGCCGCCUCCAACUACUACGGCCACAAGAACGCCGCUCACGCUGACAAAGCCUCCGGUGCUGCUGCUCUGGCCAACAAAGCCAACUACCACGAUGCUGCUGCCACAAAGUACGCAAGGAAGGACGAUGCCUCCAAAGCUGCUGCCAACAACGACUACGCCAACAACAACUACUACAGAAAGGGGAACGUCUACAACACCGGAGUCCACUACGGCUUCGACAAGAAGUAUAACAAGAACGCCGAUGAGGGCGGUGACUACGAAAUUCUUGAUGACAGCUCUUCCCAUAACCUCGACGAAUACCGUGAUAAGAAUGCGGCCUACAGCGCUGCCAACCGCGACCACGCCGCCAACAAAUAUGCUGCUGAUCGCUCUCAUGCUCUGAAAGACAGCAAGUACGGUAAGGACGCCAGCAAGGCUCAAUACGGUAAUGGUAAAUACGGCUCUGCGGCAAGUCAGGCUGCCAAGAACGGUGCUGCCAACCACGGUUACGAUGGCAAACUUAACGAAGCUGCCGGAAGCAACAAAUACUACGCCAACGCCCACGAUGCUGCCGUCAACAAACAUGACGAGUUCGCCGGCAAGAACGCCUACUACAACAGAAAGAACGCUGCUAAUGCUGCUGCACAGGCUGCCAACAACAUCGCCGGAUAUGGAGGUCUCGCCCAUGGUGCCCAUGGCGUCGCUGGUGGUGCUGGUGUCCGAGGUGUAUCUGGAGGUCUUCUCGGCAAAGGAGUAGGAUAUGGCAAGGGCUACGGUAACCAGUACGGCCACGGAUACAACAAUGGCUACCUCGGACAUGAUGCACACAACAAUAAGUACUACGAUGCCGGCGCACACGGUCAACACGCUGACCACUAUGAUGGUGCUGCCAAUGCCGCCGUCGCCAAAACCGGAGGAUACGGAUCUAAGCUGGGUGACUCCAGCCGAAGCAAGGCUGGUGCCGCCUAUCACAGAGACGGUUACAACAACGCUCACGCCAACGACUACUACAAGUCUGGAGCUGCAGCUGCUAACAACAAGGCCUACAGAUACAAUAAGGACGGUGCCGCUGCCGACAACCAUGGCUUCAGUCACGCCGGUGCCGACGCUGCCAGUCUCUAUGACAACAAAGCCGCCGCUCACGACAAUGCCAAAUCUGCCUACGCCAAGGACGACUACAGACGUAAGUACAACGAGGGGGCCAAGAAACACCAUCUGGUCAAGAAGUUCCACCAUCAUUCUAAAGCCGGCGGCAACAACUACGAGCGUCUCAACUACGACAAGAAGGACUACAGGGACAACUUUGGACAGAACGCCAAUGCCGCUCAUGCCAACGCAAAGAAGUACUCUCAGAACCUGUACCAGAACGCUGCCAAUGCCGCCGCCCAUAACAACGACAAAUAUGCUGCCAACCACGCCAACAAAGCCUCCAACUACUACGAUGCUGCUGAUGCUGCCAACGGAAACGCCGCAAAGAAAUCCAACUACUACAACAAAAACGCCGCUGCCUCUGCUGGUGCUGCCAACGCUGCUGGCAAGUCUCAUUAUGACAACCACAACAACGCCGCUGCUGCCAACGCCAAGAGCCUCAACGACUACGCCCACAACCAGUACGGUAACAACGGUCACGCUUUCAACGUCGCCCACGGUGCUGCUGCCAACCACGCCGGUGCCGCCCACAACACCCCAAGCUACGGUUAUGGCGUCGGACACGGACUUGGAGGAACUGGACAUGGUGUUGUCGGCCUUGGUCACGGCGUCAGUGGAUACGGUAGUGGUUUCGGCAGAGGAGUUGUCGGCCUUGGAAAUGGCGUUGGUGGAUUCGGUAACCGAGUUGCCGGCCUUGGUAGAGGCUUUGGCUCUGGUCAAAGUUAUGGAGGUUACAACCAGUACCCUUACUACGGGUAA
This is a messenger RNA of Haliotis rubra (blacklip abalone), 4128 nucleotides long. Its product is annotated as fibroin heavy chain-like. The transcript is spliced from 5 exons. NCBI's taxonomy places the organism in Eukaryota, Metazoa, Mollusca, Gastropoda, Lepetellida, Haliotidae. The record is from RefSeq and is a predicted model, not a curated record. The coding region runs from base 1 to 4128 and encodes 1375 amino acids.